UGAAACUGGACGCGAUUCGCUCGAUCGGGAUAAACGAUCGAGGGACACGUUGUUUUUACGCGACGACGAUAAGUGCAGCGCUUGCGUGAUAGAUCGUUGAGGAUUUCUGGUGUUUUAUUAAGCGUGGGUACCGGUGAUACGCGAGUCUCAGUGUCAGUCGAUCACCGAGAGCGUCCAAAGGAGGACAAAUCCCCGAGAUGUUGUUCGAGUGUUUGGCGUUAAUUGCCCUGCUGCAUCCAUUGGUGCACGUGUCUGCUCAAGGUUUUGGCCAGAGAUGCGUGACGCCGAAUUUCGAGCCAGGAGUGUGUCUGAGCAUCAGACAAUGCGAACCUCUGAAGAGUUUGCUGCUACGCGAUGGUCUGGCGGCAAGAGAUUUCCUAAUACGUUCGAUCUGCUCGAACAACAACGGAUACGCGGUGGUUUGCUGCCCUGCGAACACAGUGGAACCUUCCAGAGAUGGUAAGGUGGUCGAAGAGAAGAUCUACGGGCCCCUGGAACCACCACAUUGUGGUUUCAGCAACAUCAGCCACGCCAAAGUGGUCGGUGGCGAGCCAGCGUCGCUAGGUGCGUGGCCCUGGAUCGCCGCGUUAGGCUACCGCGGCAUUAAAGACCCAACGAAACCAAGAUGGCUGUGCGGGGGUUCCCUGAUAUCGGCGAGACACGUCCUGACAGCUGCCCACUGCGCGGUACGGGACGAUCUGUACGUGGUUCGUAUCGGUGACUUGAAUUUGGAAAAAGAGGACGACGGGGCCCAACCGGCCCAGAUCGAGAUCGAGCAGAAGAUCGUGCAUCCUGGGUACACCAGCUCGCCAAGGGUUUCGAACGAUAUCGCUGUUCUCAGACUGGUGGAGGAUGUACAGUUUACGAGCUACGUUUACCCCAUUUGCCUACCUGUGAAGGAGCCUCUUCGAAGCAAGAAUUUCGAGCGAUACUUCCCUUUCAUCGCUGGAUGGGGGGCGAUAGGAACCAGAGGGCCAGCCAGCGCGGAUCUCCUGGAAGUGCAAGUGCCGGUAGUCAGUCCCGACAAUUGCAAACAAGCUUAUUCUAGAUUCGCGAGCGCGGUGAUCGACGAUCGAGUGUUGUGCGCCGGAUACGCGCAGGGAGGAAAAGAUGCGUGCCAGGGUGACAGCGGAGGGCCUCUGAUGUUGCCCCAGGGCGUAUCAACUUUCUACCAGAUAGGGGUUGUUUCGUACGGUUAUAAAUGCGCCGAGCCCGGUUACCCCGGUGUCUACACCAAAGUCACCGAGUUCCUCGACUUCAUUACAUCGUCGAUGCAGUAAUCCCUCGUUUUUGGAUCGUCGCGGAACGAUUCUGGUACCUGAAAGUAUUUUCUGCCUCACGAAACCGUAAUCUUAAGGUGCACGAACCGUGUGAAACGGCUACUAGUUUACGCGAGCGUUUCACAGUUCACGUAUUAGGAACGCUUGGAAGAAGAACGACAUCUCCGAACGUGAUUCUUUCCCAAAUCUGCUUGUCAUAGCUUGUUACGUACUUGUAUUUAUUAUCGAUACCUUAAGGGUAAAUAAAAGAGACAAUGUUGAAAG
Colletes gigas is the source of this 1544-nucleotide messenger RNA. RefSeq names its product venom serine protease Bi-VSP-like. Gene Ontology annotation, biological process: proteolysis. Gene Ontology annotation, molecular function: serine-type endopeptidase activity. The transcript has 7 exons. NCBI's taxonomy places the organism in Eukaryota, Metazoa, Arthropoda, Insecta, Hymenoptera, Colletidae. The record is from RefSeq and is a predicted model, not a curated record. Bases 198 to 1280 code for a protein of 360 amino acids.